Selaginella moellendorffii is the source of this 1163-nucleotide messenger RNA. Its product is annotated as serine/threonine-protein phosphatase 2A activator. Gene Ontology annotation, cellular component: nucleus; protein phosphatase type 2A complex; cytoplasm. The transcript has a single exon. Lineage: Eukaryota; Viridiplantae; Streptophyta; Lycopodiopsida; Selaginellales; Selaginellaceae. Bases 25 to 1098 code for a protein of 357 amino acids. Gene Ontology annotation, biological process: mitotic spindle organization. Gene Ontology annotation, molecular function: peptidyl-prolyl cis-trans isomerase activity; protein tyrosine phosphatase activator activity. The record is from RefSeq and is a predicted model, not a curated record.
UUAGGGCAAGUGGAGUCGGGGGCGAUGGGCGAUGGAUGGUAUGGCGGCACGCCGCCAUGGCCGCAGCAGCAGCCGCCACCCUCGAUGUUGGGUCCCCGGAUGACCCCGGCAUCGAUCGCGCCGGUGCCCAAAUCCUGCGCCAUCGAGCGAAUCCCUCUUCCCCACGCAUUCCAGCGCCCCAGGAAGCGCAUCACGUCUCCGGCGGACCUGGAGAAGCUCCACGCCUCGCCGGCGGGGCGCGAGUUCCUAGGGUUCGUGGUGGCGCUCAGCGAGGCGAUCAUCGGCCACAAGCUCUCGGAUCCGUGCGUGGAAUCCGCCGCGACGGCGGCGCUGGUGGAGAUUUUGGGCACGAUGAGCCGCUGGGUGGACGACAUCCCGCCCGCGACCCAGGCGGCGAGGUAUGGCAAUCCGGCAUACAGGGAGUGGCACGCGCGGCUCGAGCAGGAAGGCCCGGGCUUGAUCGCAUCGCUGAUUCCUCCGGAAUUGCUAGAACAGGGGAGAGGAGGGGGCUCCAGCAGCGGGAUCGCUCCAGUGAUCCAGGAGCUCUUCCCGUAUCUGGAGGAUAGCUUCGGGAACGCGACGAGGAUCGACUAUGGCACCGGGCACGAGGCGAAUUUCGCGGCCUUCCUGCUGUGCCUGGCGAAGAUCGGAGUGUUCUCGCGCGAGGACUACCAGGCGCUCGUCUCGCGCGUGUUCGUGCGCUACCUGGAUCUCAUGAGGAAGCUCCAGACCACGUACUGGAUGGAGCCGGCGGGAUCGCACGGGGUGUGGGGGCUGGACGAUUACCACUUCUUGCCGUUCAUCUUUGGCGCCGCGCAGCUCGUCAAUCACAAGCACAUGAGGCCCAAGUCGAUCCACAACCAGGACAUCCUGGACAACUUCUCGGGCGAGUUCUUGUACCUGGGCUGCGUGAGGUUUGUCAAGCAGGUGAAGAAGGGCCCCCUGGCGGAGCACUCGCCCAUGAUCGAUGAUAUCAGCGGGGUGGCGAGCUGGGCCAAGGUUCACAGUGGGAUGCUCAAGAUGUACAGGGCGGAGGUGCUGGACAAGGUUCCCAUUAUGCAACACUUCCUGUUUGGAUCGCUUAUUGCUUUCGACUAAAAUUAAAAUGUGUUUAAAUCCUUAAAAAGACCAGGAAAAAGAUUAAUAAACAAUAUCUAACCGAA